Messenger RNA from Monoraphidium neglectum, 273 nucleotides. RefSeq lists its product as hypothetical. NCBI's taxonomy places the organism in Eukaryota, Viridiplantae, Chlorophyta, Chlorophyceae, Sphaeropleales, Selenastraceae. The coding region runs from base 1 to 273 and encodes 90 amino acids. The transcript is spliced from 3 exons. The record is from RefSeq and is a predicted model, not a curated record.
AUGGCCUACUAUCACGACAAGUAUCGCUUCGAGGAGCGCCCCAGCAGCAGGGAGAGGUCAGGCGAGUGGCAGCCGGAGUGGCUGCCUGCUUACAACUGGCGUGGCCAGCGGCAGUACAUGAUCAAGGCGUAUGAUGACUACGCCCGCGAAUAUGAGGACAUUUAUGUCCGCAGCGUGUGCGAGCUGCGGCGCAAAGGAUACAAGGGCAGCGGCCAGAAGAAGUGGUGGGCAGACCUGUUGGGCUGCGUCACGUGCACCACGGUGUAUGGCUGA